AUGGGUACCAUUCAAGCUUAUUGUUUGCAUGUGUUAUCAAAUGAUGCUUGUUUAUCUAUAUUUACCCGACAUGCAUUUGGGGCAAGAGACUUCAUUACACAUCCAAAUCUUAAAGAUAUUGGUGAGAAAAUUGUGAUAAGGUGUAAAGGCUUGCCUUUGGCAGCAAAAUCUUUUAGAGGCCUUUUACGCUUCAAGGAGAAUCCUGAUGAGUGGAAAGAAGUAUUGAAUAAAAAUAUAUGGGAUAUACCAAAGGAGAGAAGUGGAAUUGUUCCAACUCUUAUGUUCAGCUACUACCAUCUCCCUGCACAUUUGAAGAGAUGCUUUGCCUACUGUUCAAUAUUUCCGAAGGACUAUGAAAUUAAGGAGCAACAGUUGGUUCUGCAUCCAUACAGAGGCUUUAAUUCAGCCACAAGAAGGGGAAAAGCAAAUGGAAGAUUUAGGUAA
This is a messenger RNA of Carya illinoinensis, 444 nucleotides long. RefSeq names its product putative disease resistance RPP13-like protein 1. The record is from RefSeq and is a predicted model, not a curated record. The transcript has a single exon. Bases 1 to 444 code for a protein of 147 amino acids. Gene Ontology annotation, molecular function: ADP binding. NCBI's taxonomy places the organism in Eukaryota, Viridiplantae, Streptophyta, Magnoliopsida, Fagales, Juglandaceae. Gene Ontology annotation, biological process: defense response to other organism.